CCCAGAAUAUAGUAGCCAGCAUAGUAGGUUCUUCAUCACAUCGCCCCAACCCACGACAUCAGACUGAGCACUAGUAGUUUCACCGCCAAACAAGAGCCUUCUCGGCGCGCCAGAAGAGCAUUGCAGCCGCAUACUACCGCGGCGGUACAUCACGAGCGCUGAUCUUCCACAAAAAGGACCUACCUGCCAAUCCAGCAGAAUGGCGGGCGAUCUUCCUCGGCACCAUCGGCUCGCCUGAUCCGCAUGGCAGACAGCUCGAUGGCAUGGGCGGCGGCAUCUCCAGUCUCUCGAAGAUCUGCGUGGUCGGCGCGUCGGAGCGCCGCGAUGUGGACAUCGACUUCACCUUUGUGCAGGUGGGUGUGAAGGACGACCGCAUCGACUAUGCUGGCAACUGUGGGAAUAUGUCCAGCGCAAUCGGCCCGUUUGCCGUGGACUCUGGCUUGAUUCGUGGCAUUACCGGCUCUGAAACCACGGUCAGCCUGUACAACACCAACACGAAGAAGAUCAUCCACGCCACCUUCCCUGUUGUCCCUGGUGGGGAGGAGGCAGUAUAUGACGGCGACUUUGCGAUUGACGGGGUAGCUGGGACGGGCGCGAAGAUCCAGCUCGACUUUAUCGACCCGAGCGGAUCGAAGACCGGCAAGUUGCUGCCGACAGGGAAUGUGGUUGAUCGGAUCGAGGGGCUAGAUGUAACGUGCAUCGACGCAGGAAAUCCGUGCGUGUUUGUCAAGGCGGAUGAUCUUGCGGUGGACGGGGCCUUGCUGCCUGAGGAGACCGAGCGACGGGGCGAUCUGUUGGCACGGUUGGAGUCUCUUCGCGCCACGGCUGCCGUGGCUAUGGGCAUGGCGCCGACGGUGGACGAGGUGCCGCCGUCCAUCCCCAAGAUCUGCUUCGUGUCGACGCCGACGUCGCACGCGCUGGUGUCGGGCGAGCGUCUGGCAGGGGACUCGGUGGACGUGGUGGUCAGGGCCAUCUCGACGGGGCAGCCGCACAAGGCGCUACCCAUCACGUCGAGCCUAUGUGUGUCGGCGGCGGCGCAACUGGACGGCUCUGUGGUGCAGCAGUGCCUGGGCAGGCCGACUGGCCCCAAGACCGAGCUGGUCGUGGGCCAUCCCAGCGGCAGGCUCGUCGUCGGCGCGGUCUACGAUGCGGCGGGCCAGCUGCGGUCGUCGACGGUGUUCCGCACGGCGCGGCGGCUGAUGGAGGGCCGCGUCUACUGGAAGUAGAGUCUAGUUCUGUGAUGUACCUGUCUGUAGCUGUCUAUGUAUCUGGAGUGCAAUAUACCUGCCUGUACGCCUCUGUCCGUGGCUGCCUGCGCCUACAUGCC
Messenger RNA from Talaromyces proteolyticus, 1327 nucleotides. Its product is annotated as DUF453 domain protein. The coding region runs from base 264 to 1226 and encodes 320 amino acids. The record is from RefSeq and is a predicted model, not a curated record. NCBI's taxonomy places the organism in Eukaryota, Fungi, Ascomycota, Eurotiomycetes, Eurotiales, Trichocomaceae. The transcript has a single exon.